Molecule: messenger RNA, 888 nt
Organism: Heterostelium album PN500
Lineage: Eukaryota; Evosea; Eumycetozoa; Acytosteliales; Acytosteliaceae
Product: SDR family oxidoreductase
Exons: 2
Coding region: 1-888 (295 amino acids)
Molecular function (GO): oxidoreductase activity
Source: RefSeq, a predicted model, not a curated record
AUGUCGAGUUUAGAAAUAAAGUCAAAUGAUAAAGUAUGGUUUGUAACUGGAGCAUCGAGAGGAAUUGGACUUGCUUUGACAAAAGGGCUGCUGGCCUAUGGAUUUAAAGUUGUCGGUACAUCGAGAGAUAGACAAAAUCUGAUCAAUGCCGUCGGUAAUUUUGGUUACAGAGAUCAUUUCUUGGCGGUACAGGUUGACCUUCUCAAUGAAGAUAGUAUCAGGCAAUCAUUGAAUGAUGCACUCUCGAAAUUCGGAAGAAUCGAUGUCGUUGUUAAUAACGCUGGAUUCAGUAUCUCCGGUGCAUUGGAGGAGAACACCGACAAACAGGUCCGUUCCAAUUUCGACAUCAAUGUAUUCGCCGUCUUCAAUGUACUCCGAAACGUAUCGCCAAUCCUGAGAAAUCAACGAUCCGGAUAUGUAUUCAACAUCUCGUCGGUCGGUGGGCUCCAAGGUGUCAUUGCACACAGUGCCUAUUGCGCCACCAAGUUUGCACUCGAUGGCUUGUCAGAGUCCUAUGCUCAAGAGGUUAAACCAUUUGGUAUUAGAGUUACUACCGUCAAUUUAGGUGCAGCUAGAACAACUAUUUUAGAUGCUGAUGCAUAUAAACCAAAGAACCGGAUUGAAGCAUAUAAACAAGUUCAUAGUGUUUUAGAUUUCAUUAUUAAUCAGUAUAGUGGAAAUCAACCAGUUGAUCCAUCAAAGAUAUUGGAUAUCCUAAUUAGAGUUUAUCAAUCAGAGGGUGAUACUAUGCACCUCUUUGUAUCGCCAGAAUCUAAUCAACUACUUAAAAUUAGAGCCGAACAGUUGUUCAAAGACCAAAAGAGAUGGGAAGAAUUUACCACUCAAACAGACUUUGAAACAACAAACACAAAUAUGAUACCUCAAUGA